Messenger RNA from Gracilinanus agilis (Agile Gracile Mouse Opossum), 2795 nucleotides. It is a transcript of the gene ITIH1, whose product is annotated as inter-alpha-trypsin inhibitor heavy chain 1. The transcript is spliced from 17 exons. Bases 17 to 2281 code for a protein of 754 amino acids. The record is from RefSeq and is a predicted model, not a curated record. Gene Ontology annotation, molecular function: serine-type endopeptidase inhibitor activity. Gene Ontology annotation, biological process: hyaluronan metabolic process. NCBI's taxonomy places the organism in Eukaryota, Metazoa, Chordata, Mammalia, Didelphimorphia, Didelphidae.
GGCCUCUGGGAGGAAAAUGGAAAAAUUCAGCAUUGCAGUCAAUAUUGGGGCUGGCAGCAAAGUCAGCUUUGAGUUGACUUAUGAAGAGCUAUUGAAGCGACACUUGGGAAAAUAUGAAAUUGUCAUUAAGGUUAAACCAAAGCAGCUGGUCCGGCAGUUUGAGAUUGAAGCAGACAUCUUUGAACCACAAGAGAUUAGUAUGCUGGAUGCCCAAGCAACUUUCCUUUCUAGGGACAUGACUCAAUUUAUUGAAAAAUCCUUCUCUGGAAAAAAGGGUCGUGUGUAUUUCAAUCCCACAAUUGAUCAACAACAGGCAUGCCCUACUUGCACUAAAUCCUUGCUUGACGGAGACUUCAAAAUAAAAUAUGAUGUGAAAAGAGACUCAGUCUGUGAUCUGCAGGUGGUCAAUAAACAUUUUGCACAAUUCUUUGCACCAAAAAAUUUGAAGAACAUGGCCAAGAAUGUAGUUUUUGUGAUAGACAUUAGUGGAUCUAUGGCUGGCCAGAAAAUAAGGCAGACCAGGGAGGCUCUCCUUAAGAUCCUUGAUGACAUUAAGCCGGAAGAUUACUUCAAUUUGAUCCUCUUUGGAGGCCACGUAAAAGCAUGGAAAAAUUUUCUUGUCCAGGCCACGACUGCCAAUCUGCAAGAAGCCAGAGCCUUUGUGCAAACCUUCAGCCUUGCAGGCGCAACAAAUCUGAAUGGUGGCUUGUUAGAGGGAAUUGAGACCUUGAAUGAGGCUCUUGAAGCUGAUCCCAGCCUCAGAAAUAACGCUCCCAUCGUCAUCAUGUUGACGGAUGGGGAACCUACUGUGGGGGAGACCAACCUGGCCCAAAUCCGAACGAAUGUCAAGAAUGCCAUCCAAGGGAAAUUUCCACUCUACAAUCUGGGCUUCGGAGAAAAUGUUGACUUUAGUUUCUUGGAGGCAAUGUCUCUGGAGAACAAUGGGGCAGCCCGCAGAAUUUACGCAGAUAAUGAUGCUGCUGAGCAGUUACAGGGCUUUUACGAUGAAGUUGCCAAUCCCCUCCUCACUGAUGUGGAAUUCCGGUAUCCCAAGGACUCCAUCCAAGCUCUGACAGAGAAUCGAGUAAAGCAAUUCCACGAGGGCUCUGAAAUCGUGGUAGCUGGAAAGCUCACUGACCAUGGACUGAGGGACUUUAAAGCUGACGUGACUGGCCGGGGUGCAGGCCAGAAUCUGGUAACAACAUGCUUGGUUGAUGAAGAAGAGAUAGAGAAAAGUCUCCGUGAACGGGGCCAUCUGUUUGAGGAACACAUUGAGAGACUCUGGGCUUAUCUUACCAUCCAACAGUUACUGGAAAAAUGGACAAAAGCGAACAGUGAGAAGGAGAAGAAUGAUCUGUCUGCCAAAGUUGUGGAAGUGGCUCGGAAAUACAAAUUUGUGACCCCUCUGACCUCCAUUGUAAUCACCAAGCCAGGAGACCCUGAUGACCGGAUUGCCAUUGCUGAUAAGCCAGGAGAAGCCCCUCUAGAAGCCAUAGAUAUUCCUAAACUGUCUUGGAUACCAGGAUUUCUGGUUAUAUCUCUGCCUACAGUGGAUGGAGACCCACAUUUCAUCAUCCAGGUGCCUGAGAAAGAUGAUGCCAUCUGUUUCAAUAUCAAUGAGGAGCCAGGUGUGGUGUUGAGCCUCAUCCAAGACCCAGACACAGGGAUUAUAGUGAAUGGGCAGCUCAUUGGUGAUAAAAAUCAUAGCAAUGGAAAGAACAAAAACACUUACUUUGGAAGGCUUGGGAUUAUGAACCAGAAGAUGGGAUUUGCAUUGGAGGUGACGCCUCAGAAUAUCACUCUUCGCCCUGGUAUGAAGGGAUCUGUAUUUUCCUGGAUGGACCAAGUCACACUGAGGCAGAGAGGGGUGACUGUGACUAUCCUCCCGACUCGGAAAUUGGUGGUUUCCAUGGAGGAUGGGGCCACAGUGGUUGUUGUCUUGCACCAUGUGUGGAAAAAGCAUCCUGUCCACCAAGAUUUCCUGGGGAUAUAUACAGUGGACACCCACAAGAUGUCACCAAGGACACAUGGGUUGCUGGGACAGUUCUUCCAUUCUUUUGACUUUGAAGUUUUUGAUGUCCGGCCAGGCUCUGACCCUAAAAAGCCAGAUGCUACAAUGUUGGUGAAAAACCACAGGCUGAAGGUCACCAGGGGCUCACAGAAAGACUAUAGAAAGGACCCCUGGAUGGGCAGCGAUGUCUCCUGCUGGUUUGUGCAUGACAAUGGUGCCGGGCUGAUUGAUGGCACCCAUACGGAUUACAUUAUCCCCAGAAUAUUCUAACUCCAAUGUUUAGGAAAAUCUUUUAUUGUCCUUUGUGAGUCUGUAGUUCUGAUCACAUGAAAGCCAGCUCUUAGCAUUUGGACCCAAGGAGGAAAAGGGCUGGAUGGAGCCAUGGCCAGCAGUUCAGUGUAUACACAUGCCUACUGACCUCCCUCCAUUCUGCUUUCUAAAUUAAAUUUCUCUCUGAUCUCUUUCAAAUCCCGUUAUGUAAUUAUGGUUGACAUUUUGUAUAUCUCAUUAAACAGGAGCUUUGUUCUGCUCCAGAACUGUGUAUAUUUAGGGUAUGGGGGAGUGGUUAGUUGACAUCUGAAGAACCCAAGAACCCAUAAUGGAACAUUAAAGGUAGACUUUCAGACAUGGCAAAGCUGGAAAGAAGGGAAGCAGGGGGCAAUAAAGAGAAUGGAGGGUUGCCAGAAGUCCUAAAGGCAAGGUGUCUGGAACCCACCCUGCUGAAACAUCCUCACCUCCUUAGAGAGGGAUUGGUGACUAUUAAAAAAAUAAGUCUUCUUCAGAA